ACAAAAUGUGAUUCUCCCUUAUCACUUCGCGGGAGAGCUUUGGGAAACGAGUUGCGCUCCCGAGUCCCAAAGAACAAGACGUCCCUCGGGAGAGUUCCUUUAAAUCCUCGCCUUCCAUGCCCUUAUGCUUGUCGGGCUCGACAGUAUUUUCGGAUACCACUUCCUGGAUCAAUUAGCAAUUUUUGUGAUAAUUUCGAAGAGUGCCACGAUUUUAUCUAAGGGGGUUCGUUAAGAGAACAGAUCCAGCAUCCCUUUGUGUCGACUGUGCGCGAACGAAUUAAUCGGCGUAUACUUUCUGUGAAGUUCAAUGUCCUCACUGAAUUUUUCUUAACUUAAGGGAGGAGCCAAUAAGAGAUCAAGAUGCAAAUUAAGGACAAAAGAGCGAUAAUCACGGGAGCAGCCAGUGGAUUGGGAUUGGCCUUCAGCAGGGAACUUCUCCGCAACGGUGCCAUGUCGGUGGUGAUGUUCGACAUUCAAGAGACGGUUGGCCGAGUAGUCGCGGAAAGUCUGAACUCGGAAUUUGGGGGAAAACGAGCGAUUUUCGUUAACUGUGACGUUACGAAGGGCUGCGAUUUCGACGCCAAGUUCAAGGAGACCGUUGCCACCCUAGGAGGAGUGGAUAUUGUUAUUAACAAUGCCGGUAUCAUCGAUGAAAUCAACUUCAACCAUGCGAUUGACGUUAAUGUCACGGCGCUGAUACGAUGCACGCUAUUGGGUAUUCAACAAAUGGGAAAAGACUCCGGAGGGAAAGGUGGAGUUAUCGUCAACGUUUCCUCCAUCUUAGGACUUGACGGUAUUCCUCAACUUCCGGUCCACUCCGCCACAAAACACGCCGUCCUCAGUUUUAGCAGAUCUUUCGCCCAACCUUAUCACUAUCAGAGGACCGGGGUUCGAAUCAUCGUCUUGUGCCCAGGAUUGACAGCAACGCCUAUGAUGGAGAAUCUCAACGAGAAGAAAGUAACGGACUUCGAGGAAUUAGCCAGAAUGACGCAGAAUAUCCCCCCUCAGAGGGCAGAAAGCGUUGCUCAUGGAAUAGUUUACAUGAUAAGGUGCGCCCAAAACGGCAGCGUUUGGGUCAGCGAACAUGGAAAGCCAGUUUACGAGAUACAAUUGCCGGAUAUUCUUCCCAUCAAAAUGAAAGAAGAGUUUCUAUAAAUAUUUCGAAUCUCGCAAGAUCUCGUAAUCCCUGAAAUUUCACGCUGGAUUAAACAUCGCGAUUGGUUCGAAACCGUCCUAAAUUUAGGCACCUGGCAUCGUACUAUUUCAUUCCUACGGCUCUUUAAUUGUAAUUACAACUCUAGCUUAUGUUUGUUGAUAGCACUUUGAAAAUUGAUAAGGACAGGAGGACGUAACCCGUUCUUAAGAAAUUAGAGAAAGUUAUAGCGGAUAUUUUAUGACUGUUUCUAGGGGUUCUAAUCGGUCGAUAGCGUAGAAGGAACUUUAAUUAGUCCGCAUUGUUUCGCUCUAUGUAAUCGUUGCAAUGGAAUACAUCGCAUAAGGCGGAUAUGUCCUAUCGUAAUGAUGUCUCAUUGAAGAGACGAAGUCUUCUAUUAUGGCGAGAACUGUAAAUAUUUUGGUGGAUAAGAAAUCUGAGUGGCAAGUAUCGCGCGUAUCGUCUUGGAGAGAACGUAGCUUAAUAUUGAAUAGUAUUUAUAUGUAAUAAUGUUAGCCUAGUAGUGAAUUCUCUACGAAGUUGUUCUCGGUAAUUUUCCGCGUUUGGAUUUGCGACGUCCAUACUGAUAACACAUACAUCAACGAUAAACUCUAAUGGUAUUUUCGCGGUUAUCGGCGAAAGAAAGCAUUUUUUUUUAAUAAUUCGUCGCUCUAAUAAUUCAUCGGAAAAGUUCUAUCGAACAAGGUGGAAGUUUUUUUCCAGACGUUCAGCAAUGAAUUUUCACUAUAAACCGAACUUUGCAACGAGCUCAGUCGUUAAAUUUAAUUUAUCGACGUUUAUGGAAGAAUACUUUUCAAGGAAUAUCGCGCGACCAUUAUUGCGCCCCUCUAAAGCGCGAGGUCUAUUGUUCAGACGAGUCAAAGACUGCGAAAUAAAAGUUUCGUAUUUUAUUAAA
Molecule: messenger RNA, 2069 nt
Organism: Orussus abietinus
Lineage: Eukaryota; Metazoa; Arthropoda; Insecta; Hymenoptera; Orussidae
Product: 15-hydroxyprostaglandin dehydrogenase [NAD(+)]
Exons: 6
Coding region: 361-1155 (264 amino acids)
Cellular component (GO): cytoplasm
Molecular function (GO): oxidoreductase activity, acting on the CH-OH group of donors, NAD or NADP as acceptor
Source: RefSeq, a predicted model, not a curated record